Gossypium arboreum is the source of this 2066-nucleotide messenger RNA. RefSeq names its product aluminum-activated malate transporter 12-like. Lineage: Eukaryota; Viridiplantae; Streptophyta; Magnoliopsida; Malvales; Malvaceae. Gene Ontology annotation, biological process: malate transport. The record is from RefSeq and is a predicted model, not a curated record. Gene Ontology annotation, cellular component: plant-type vacuole membrane. The coding region runs from base 220 to 1845 and encodes 541 amino acids. The transcript is spliced from 6 exons.
GCCUCGCUCCAUCCCUCUUCAUAUAAAGUAACAUUGCCUCCUCUCAAGAAAGUUGGAGUUGCUCGCAAAUAAACCAAUAACUCCCCCCACAAAAAAUAUAACACCAUAUUUUUACUCUUCUAUGCUCCUUUCUGGUCUGUAUCUUCACAAUUUCUUUAACUAGAUACGUGCCCAAUAAUUGCUCCACCAUUUGUCACAUACCUUGUUUGUCUCAAAAAUAUGGCUACCAAAGUGCAUGUGGGAAUGGAAACGGAAAUGAACGGAAAUGGCGUACCUGAAACGUUUAAGAACAACUGGAAGAAACGCCUUAUUGAAUUUUCCGGGAAAAUGAAGAGAUCUCCAAGUUGGUUGUGGCGAACCAUUUGGAAAGUCGGUCGAGAAGAUCCUAGAAGGAUGAUUCAUGCUUUCAAGGUUGGUUUGUCUUUGACGCUAGUCUCCCUCUUGUAUCUGAUGGAGCCAUUGUUCAAAGGGAUUGGAACAAAUGCCAUUUGGGCAGUCAUGACUGUGGUUGUCGUGCUGGAAUUCACCGCAGGUGCAACUUUAUGCAAAGGCUUGAACAGGGGAUUAGGGACUGUAUUGGCCGGAUCAUUAGCAUUUCUCAUCGAGUUCAUUGCAACAAAAUCCGGAAAGGUUUUUCGAGCUGUGUUCAUCGGAGCAGCGGUUUUUCUGAUAGGAACUACUGCCACAUACAUGAGAUUCUUUCCCUAUAUAAAGAAAAACUAUGACUAUGGUGUUGUGAUAUUCCUCUUGACAUUCAAUUUGAUCACUGUGUCAAGCUACCGAGUCGAAAACGUGUUAAAGAUCGCACAUGAUCGUUCCUAUACCAUUGUCAUCGGCUGUGGCAUUUGUCUUUUCAUGAGCCUUCUGGUAUUUCCAAUUUGGUCAGGUGAAGACCUCCAUAAUUCCACUGUUGGCAAGCUUGAAGGGCUAGCUAAAUCUAUAGAAGCAUGUGUUAAUGAGUACUUCAAUGAUUCUGAGCUAAAAGAAAACCAAGAAAAAUCAUCAGAGGAUCCCAUCUACAAAGGUUACAAGGCAGUUUUGGAUUCCAAAUCUACUGAUGAAACUCUGGCAUUAUAUGCAAGUUGGGAACCGAGGCAUUCAAGGCACUGUUACAGAUUUCCAUGGCAACAAUAUGUGAAAGUGGGAGCUGUUCUUCGCCAAUUUGGAUAUACAGUCGUUGCUUUGCAUGGGUGCUUGCUAACUGAAAUUCAGACCCCACGAUCUGUCCGUGCUCUCUUCAAAGACUCUUGUAUUCGACUAGCUGGAGAAGUAACCAAAGCAUUAAUGGAACUUGCAAACAGCAUCAGAAACCGUCGCCAUUGCUCCCCUGGAAUACUCUCUGAUCAUCUUCACGAAGCCUUACAAGACCUUAAUACUGCCAUAAAAUCCCAACCAAGGCUCUUCUUAGGAUCCAACAAUAACCAGGCCAACAACAUGCUAGCAUUAGCAGCUGCACAUGCUGCUCGUCAUAAUAAGCCAGAGAAGGACGGACAUGGAGUUUCAUUAUCAAGUGUAAAAACAGACUCGUCCGCAUUGAUGGAAUGGAAAACAAAAAGGGCUAGUGAACAAGCUAAAGAGAAUGAAAGGAAGGUAUUGAGACCGCAGUUGAGCAAAAUCGCAAUAACUAGCCUGGAGUUCUCGGAAGCACUCCCUUUUGCUGCUUUUGCGUCAUUGCUAGUGGAGAUUGUGGCAAGGCUUGAUAAUGUGAUUGAAGAAGUUGAAGAAUUGGGGAGGAUAGCUUGCUACAAGGAAUACAAUCCUGAGGAGGAUGAAAUCAUUGUGAAAUGUGAAAAACCACCGGUGGAUGUUGCUAAGAAUCAGCUGCCAACCCAUGCAUCAGAUUAAGAGGGAGACAGGCCUUUUAGAAGUUCAGUUUCUUGAGAAUAUGGCUGGUUUAUUUUGUCUUUUAGAGAGAAAAAAGAUCAUUACUGUGUUUUUUAGAUUGAUUUUUGUUUACAAUUUUAGAUGAUAUGAUGCAAGUUAUAGCCAUUGAUCUUUAUGGGUGUGAAUUUUUACUAGGUUGGCUCCAAUAAGGCAUGUAGCUUCAUAUUUCUCCACCAAAACAA